CAGAAGUGAAGCAGUUGCAGCCGCAAACAGAAGCAAAUCCUCUAGAAGCGAUAAGAAUUUUGUACUUUUAUAUAGCGCCACAAAGAAUACACAGAAUGACCGAUCUGCGCAACGAGAUGGACAGCGAUCUGGACCAGAACUACUCCCUGAACAGCAAUGCGGACCCAAAGAACAUGCAGGAGCUGACCAUUUACGUCCAAAAUCUGUUGCAGAAUGUGCAGGACAAGUUUCAGACGAUGUCCGACCAGAUAAUCACGCGCAUCGACGACAUGGGCAACCGCAUCGACGACCUGGAGAAGAGCAUCGCGGACCUGAUGAACCAGGCCGGGAUUGAGGGCCAGGGCCCGGAGAAAUGAGACCCGUAGAAGCCCGUCGUUCGGCCACGCCCAUCUGGAAACUGCAUCCCAAUACCAUAAUACACAUACAUCGAACACCUGGCACCCAGUCACCCGAAUCAAGUUUGUAAUUCCAGGCUCUCACAUUCAUUUAAUCUCCUCCGCACCCGGUUGCUCCAAAACCACACAUUUGCUCAUCCGUUUAUUGCAUAGUUCUAAGUUUCUCCCACACGGAGAGCUUCUUUAUUUUAAGUAAAGUAAUUCUUUUGUGAGCAAGGGCCAAUAAUUUAGAAUUAUUGCCGUUUAGUUUCUAUUUAUUAAUAAAAAUUUCAAGAAUUGUAAAA
Drosophila elegans is the source of this 679-nucleotide messenger RNA. RefSeq names its product heat shock factor-binding protein 1. The transcript has 2 exons. The record is from RefSeq and is a predicted model, not a curated record. Gene Ontology annotation, molecular function: transcription corepressor activity. Gene Ontology annotation, cellular component: nucleus; cytosol. The coding region runs from base 96 to 356 and encodes 86 amino acids. Lineage: Eukaryota; Metazoa; Arthropoda; Insecta; Diptera; Drosophilidae. Gene Ontology annotation, biological process: cellular heat acclimation.